This is a messenger RNA of Alligator mississippiensis (American alligator), 7026 nucleotides long. RefSeq names its product neurexin 3 (gene NRXN3). Bases 359 to 4324 code for a protein of 1321 amino acids. The record is from RefSeq and is a predicted model, not a curated record. The transcript is spliced from 18 exons. NCBI's taxonomy places the organism in Eukaryota, Metazoa, Chordata, Crocodylia, Alligatoridae.
AGAUGAGAAUGUGGCCACCUUCCGUGGCUCAGAGUACCUUUGCUACGACCUGUCCCAGAACCCCAUCCAGAGCAGCAGUGAUGAGAUCACCCUCUCCUUCAAGACAUGGCAGCGCAACGGGCUCAUUCUGCACACGGGCAAGUCGGCAGAUUACGUCAACCUGGCUCUGAAAGACGGUGCGGUCUCCUUGGUCAUUAACCUGGGGUCCGGGGCCUUCGAGGCCAUUGUGGAGCCGGUCAAUGGCAAAUUCAAUGACAACGCGUGGCAUGACGUUAAAGUGACACGCAACCUACGGCAGGUGACAAUCUCUGUGGAUGGAAUCCUCACCACAACAGGUUACACACAAGAGGACUACACCAUGCUCGGCUCAGAUGACUUCUUCUAUGUAGGAGGGAGCCCCAGUACAGCAGAUUUACCUGGCUCUCCAGUCAGCAACAACUUCAUGGGCUGCCUCAAAGAGGUUGUUUAUAAGAAUAAUGACAUCCGUCUGGAACUGUCUCGCUUGGCAAGAAUUGGUGACACCAAGAUGAAGAUCUACGGGGAGGUGAAGUUCACAUGUGAGAAUGUGGCCACUUUGGAUCCCAUCAGUUUUGAGACCCCUGAGGCGUAUAUCAGCCUGCCCAAGUGGAACACCAAGCGAAUGGGCUCCAUCUCCUUUGACUUUCGUACCACUGAGCCUAAUGGACUAAUCCUCUUUACCCACGGCAAGCCCCAGGAGAGGAAGGAUGCCAGGAGCCAGAAGAAUACCAAGGUAGACUUCUUUGCAGUGGAGCUCUUAGAUGGGAACCUCUACUUGCUGCUUGACAUGGGCUCCGGCACUAUCAAGGUGAAGGCCACCCAGAAGAAAGCUAAUGAUGGAGAAUGGUACCAUGUGGAUAUCCAGCGAGAUGGUAGAUCAGGUACUAUAUCAGUGAACAGCCGGCGCACUCCAUUCACUGCCAGUGGGGAGAGUGAAAUCUUAGAUCUGGAAGGGGACAUGUACUUGGGCGGCCUGCCUGAGAAUCGGGCAGGCCUCAUCCUUCCCACAGAGCUGUGGACGGCCAUGCUGAACUAUGGCUAUGUAGGCUGCAUCAGGGACCUGUUCAUUGAUGGACGGAGCAAGAACAUCCGACAGCUGGCAGAGGCACAGAAUGCUGCAGGGGUCAAGUCCUCCUGCUCCCGCCUCAGCACCAAGCAGUGUGACAGUUACCCAUGCAAGAACAAUGCUGUUUGCAAGGAUGGUUGGAACCGCUUCAUCUGUGACUGCACUGGCACUGGUUACUGGGGUAGAACAUGUGAGCGAGAGGCUUCCAUCCUAAGCUACGACGGCAGCAUGUACAUGAAGAUCAUCAUGCCCAUGGUCAUGCACACAGAAGCAGAGGACGUAUCCUUCCGCUUCAUGUCCCAGCGUGCCUAUGGACUUUUAGUGGCCACCACUUCACGAGACUCAGCUGACACCUUGCGCCUGGAGCUGGAUGGAGGACGUGUCAAACUCAUGGUCAAUUUAGACUGUAUCAGGAUAAACUGUAACGCCAGCAAAGGACCUGAAACUCUCUAUGCUGGGCAAAAACUCAAUGACAAUGAGUGGCACACGGUCCGGGUGGUGCGACGAGGAAAAAGCCUCAAGUUGAUGGUGGAUGAUGAUGUUGCUGAGGGUACAAUGGUGGGAGAUCACACCCGCUUAGAGUUCCACAACAUUGAGACAGGAAUCAUGACAGAGAAGCGGUACAUCUCAGUCAUCCCCUCCAGCUUCAUCGGCCACCUCCAGAGCCUUAUGUUUAAUGGGAUGCUCUACAUUGAUCUGUGCAAGAAUGGUGACAUUGACUACUGCGAGCUAAAAGCACGUUUUGGCCUCCGUAAUAUCAUUGCUGAUCCAGUCACCUUCAAGACCAAAAGCAGCUACUUGAGCCUAGCCACCUUGCAGGCCUACACUUCCAUGCACCUCUUCUUUCAGUUCAAGACCACAUCGGCUGAUGGUUUCAUCCUCUUCAAUAGCGGUGAUGGCAAUGACUUCAUUGCAGUUGAACUGGUCAAGGGGUAUAUACAUUAUGUUUUUGACCUUGGUAAUGGUCCUAAUGUCAUCAAAGGCAACAGUGAUCGUCCCCUGAAUGACAACCAGUGGCACAAUGUCGUCAUCACCCGAGACAACAGUAAUACCCACAGCCUAAAGGUGGACACCAAGAUGGUCACUCAGGUUAUCAAUGGUGCCAAAAAUCUUGAUCUUAAAGGUGAUCUCUACAUUGCAGGCCUGGCUCAAGGCAUGUAUAGCAACCUCCCAAAGCUAGUGGCCUCACGUGAUGGGUUUCAGGGCUGCCUAGCUUCAGUGGACUUGAAUGGGCGUUUGCCAGAUCUGAUCAAUGAUGCCCUCCAUCGCAGUGGGCAAAUAGAGCGUGGAUGUGAAGGACCAAGUACCACUUGCCAAGAAGAUUCCUGUGCUAAUCAAGGCAUCUGUAAUCAGCAGUGGGAAGGUUUCACCUGUGAUUGCUCCAUGACUUCAUAUUCAGGCAGCCAGUGCAAUGACCCUGGUGCCACGUAUAUCUUUGGAAAAAGUGGAGGCCUCAUCCUGUACACCUGGCCAGCAAAUGACAGACCAAGCACGAGGACAGACCGUCUUGCUGUAGGCUUCAGCACAACUGUGAAAGAUGGCAUCCUGGUUCGAAUUGACAGUGCUCCUGGGCUUGGUGAUUUUCUGCAGCUGCACAUAGAGCAAGGCAAGAUUGGUGUCGUCUUCAAUAUUGGCACCGUGGAUAUUUCUAUCAAAGAGGAGAGCACCCCUGUGAAUGAUGGCAAAUAUCAUGUGGUGCGCUUCACCAGGAAUGGUGGCAAUGCUACACUUCAGGUGGACAGCUGGCCAGUGAAUGAGCACUACCCAACAGGCAACACUGAUAGUGAACGGUUCCAAAUGGUAAAACAGAAAAUCCCCUUCAAAUAUAACCGGCCCGUAGAGGAGUGGCUGCAGGAAAAAGAUGAUGCAACACCGCAUCACCACUUGACUUCGAGACCCGUCACGACGACCACCAAAAUUGGACGACAGUUAACGAUCUUCAACACCCAGGCGCAAAUAGCCAUUGGAGGAAAGGACAGAGGACGUCUCUUUCAAGGCCAGCUCUCCGGUCUCUAUUACAAUGGUUUGAAAGUUCUGAAUAUGGCAGCAGAGAACAACCCCAACAUUAAAAUUAAUGGAAGUGUCCGGCUUGUUGGAGAAGUCCCAUCCAUCUUGGGAACAACACCCACAACCUCCAUGCCACCAGAAAUGUCUACCACAGUGAUGGAAACCACCACUACCAUGGCUACCACUACAACCCGAAAAAACCGCUCCCCACCUAGCAUCCAGACAACAGAUGACAUUGUUUCAUCAGCUGAAUGUUCCAGCGAUGACGAGGACUUCAUUGAAUGUGAACCAAGCACAGGUAAGACAGGAGGUGAAUUAGUUAUCCCUCUACUUGUAGAAGACCCUUUAGAUAUUCCUCCUAUUGCUACUCGUGCACCUUUCAUUACACUCCCCCCUACCUUUCGCCCCCUCCUCACCAUUAUUGAGACCACCAAAGAUUCCCUGUCCAUGACCUCUGAGGCGGGGUUACCUUGCUUGUCGGACCAAGGCAGCGAUGGUUGUGAUGAUGAUGGCUUGGUGAUAUCUGGGUAUGGCUCAGGGGAAACCUUUGACUCUAACCUGCCCCCUACUGAUGAUGAAGAUUUUUACACCACCUUCUCCUUGGUAACAGAUAAGAGUCUUUCCACUUCAGUCUUCGAAGGUGGCUACAAAGCACACGCACCUAAGUGGGAAUCCAAGGACUUUAGACCUAACAAAGUCUCCGAAACUGGUAGGACUACUACCACGUCUUUGUCCCCUGAGCUGAUCCGCUCCACAGCUUCGUCCUCGACUGGGAUGGUGCCCAAAUUGCCAGCCGGCAAAAUGAAUAACCGUGAGCUCAAACCCCAGCCUGACAUAGUCUUGCUUCCGUUGCCCACUGCCUAUGAGCUAGACAGCACAAAGCUGAAGAGCCCGCUAAUAACUUCCCCCAUGUUCCGUAAUGUGCCCACAGCAAACCCCACGGAGCCAGGAAUCAGACGGGUUCCGGGGGCCUCAGAGGUGGUCCGCGAGUCGAGCAGCACAACGGGGAUGGUCGUCGGCAUAGUGGCUGCUGCUGCCCUCUGCAUCCUGAUCCUCCUGUACGCCAUGUACAAGUACAGGAACAGGGACGAGGGGUCCUAUCAGGUGGAUGAGACGCGGAACUACAUCAGCAACUCUGCCCAGAGCAACGGCACGCUCGUCAAGGAGAAGCAGCAGAGCUCAAAGAGCGGCCACAAGAAACAGAAAAACAAGGACAAAGAGUAUUAUGUGUAAAAAAUAUACUUAUUUAUAUAUAAAUAUAUAAAUACUUAAUGAGAUUUAACUGAAAUAUCAGAAUCGUUACAGCUAACAAGAUUGGGAGCUAUCAUUUGUGGGAAAAAAAUAUUGGGAAAAAAAUAUUCAGCUGUGACUGUUAACGUCUCAAUCAUCACUUGGAGUCAGCAAACUCUGCCCUACUGUAUUAUAAAGCACACUUAGUGUUCCGGAGAUGGCACAUGCAGUUCUACCAUGUUAGCGGACUUGGAAGUUGCCUAAUCUCCUGCUCUGCUGAACUUUCUGCAAAAGGUAGAAGACUUCAUGGCUUACUUGUUUCAUAUCUCCAAGUGAGUCUUUAACAAUGUUCGUGAUCUUUGACUGUAUCGAUAAUUUUUCAGUUUACUUAUUUAAAAAAAAAAGAAAGAAAAAGAAAAAAAUAUAAACAUUAUAAACAAAACAAAACCCCAAGCAAACUGAUCUGGCCAUGUCCAGUGUAAUUUUUCAAGAUUGGAGGGGGGUGGAAUAAAUGAUUUUGGAGAUCGUUAGGGUUUGGUUUGGUUUGGUUUGGUUUGGUUUGGUUUCCUGGGGGUCCUUUGUUCUUUCUUUCUUUCUUUCUUUCUUUCUUUCUUUCUUUCUUUCUUUUGGUGGGGUGGGGGGGGAGAAUGAACUGGGACAUGAGUCAAGAAGAAAUCUCAGAAAAAAACCCCUAAUAAAUAAAGAGAGACUAUUGCCAUAUAUGAACUCAAAAGCUACCCAUGGUGUUUACUCUACCUAUCUGGUUGUGUUGUCUCUAGAAUCCGUUGUCUUGCAGUAAGUUGUUUGCUAACAGCACAGUGAAAGUGUGUGAUGGGUGGUGAUGAAGAUGAUUUUUUUCAUGGAAAGCUGGUUCUCUUGGAUCUGGCUCCAGUGUUUUCAGUCAGACUCAAGAAUAGAUGGUUUUGGGUCUGGUUUGAUUGGGGCCACUGGAUUUAUUGACAAUAUCAUUUGGUAUGCAUUAGCACAGCCAAAAUAUGUUUAAAUGGAAAUAAGAAGGAAAAACUAAAGAAAAACAAGAAAAUGCUUAGCCACUCUGAACAGAAUAUACCAUGCAAAAAUAAAGGAGCCAUUCUCUAGAUUCUGGUUCUGUGACUGAUUGCAAUGCAUGCAAAUAAGAAUAAUAAUAAGAAAUCAGUGAAUAAAGUGAGCAGAAAGACAAUAUUCGAGUUCAGCUUGUGACAUGACCCAUAAACGUCACACAAGCGAAACACGCUAUGAAAAAUACAAUAUACAUAGGGGUUUUUUUUUUACAUAAAGCUGUUUUUCAUAUGUAAUAUUUUAAUUUUGUAGCGUAACAUUUCUGAUUAUCUCUGUCUUUCCAUUUACCCUAUUUUCCCUUUACCCUCUCUUUUAUAUACAAGAAAUAAAUGAAUAAAGCUGCUGUGACACAAAAAAUAAUAAAGUAAAAGGAAUUUAAUAAUAUUAUAAUAUAUAAAUAUAUAUAUAUAUAUACAGAUAUAUUUAUCAUGGUAUGUUUGAUGGGACGACUGGAACAGAAAUUCUGUUAUGGUCUUAACAUGGAAUGCGAAUGUUGUUUUAGAAGAAAAAGUUUUAAAAAAGCAAAAUCGAACCUUAAAAAUGUGAAGAGAGCGUGUGUUUUAGCUUUGUCACAGUUAUCAGUGUCAAAAGGAUUAAAAAAUUCUCUCAGAAUUUGUUUACAUAUUUUACUACUUUUUUUUGUUAGUGUAAUUUGUACAUGGCUACCCUGAAUGUAUAUAAUGUUUUAUGGUUAAGAUGAUUUUUUUGUUUGGUUUAUAUUUAAUUUGUUUAAUCUUGGUUGUUUGGUUUUUAUUUUUCCCCAAUUAUUGUGUAAGAGAAUAACUUACUGUACAGAACAAUAACCAACUGGUUUCAUGGCCAUGCCAAUCAUGUGCAAAAAAGCAAAAGAGGGAGCAAGAGAACGAGGCAGACAAAAAGAAAAACUAAUACAAAAUGAAUUGAGGACUCUGGAGUUUCAGAAAUGUACAAUUUUUCUGUAUACAGAUGAAAACUAAUCAGCUGUUUAGGUUUAGAAAUCUACUCUUGCUGGUGUUUAUAAGUCGCAUGAAUAUUUGACUUUGAAGAAGUGUCAUCAAAUGCACACACGCACAUGGGAACUAAAUAAAAAGCAGCCUUCUCAAGCAUUUAGAGAAGAGGCUUUCAUGGUUAACAGAUAUUUUCAGUGUGUGUGUGUGUGUGCGUGCGUGUGCGUGCGCGUGUGCGCGAGGUUGUUUUUGUUUGUUUGUUUUUGUUUUUAUUUAUUUUUAUACUAAAAAGAAAAAAAAAGACAGGUUUUAAAAAGGUAUGAAAGCACGAUUUUAGACAACCUAACUGGCUGAACCUAUAUGAAGUUGAUUAUAUCUUGAUGUCUGUAAAAGAUUGCUGUUCUUGGAGUCUUGGAGUCUUGUGAAAUGAUUUCCUGCUUUCUUUCUUCCUUUCCUUUUUUCUUUCCCUUUUUACGUUAAGGGGAGAAGAACCCACUUUCUUUCUUUUCCUUUUUUGUGUAAGUUUCUAUUGGACAGUUUUUGGGAACAUGUGCAUUUCUGUAUGUGGGCUUUUACCAUAUUCCUGUUGUUUUAUGGACAACCUUAAGAAUUUUCAUUUGAGUUAUUGUGAUGUUUUUUUUCCCCUUUCUUUCCUCCUUUUCUUUUCUUAUUUGCAUUUUUGUUCAAGGAUAUGCUUAGCAAUAAAAUGUUCUUCCCAAA